GACUCUAGACCGGAGGUUUUGUUGUGAGGGUCGGUUGUCAAGCAGCGACCAAUCAGGACAGAGGAUGGAGGCAAGUGGGGGUCGCGCCUGGAGGGAAGCCUUGGCCUCCCGAGCUCCAGCUGCAGCCCAGUGUUGAGCUGAGAUGGCCCAAGCCUGACAUUCCAUGAUCUGGGAUCCUGACCUAUGUGUACAGGCUGCUGCUUGGUGGCGGAUGAUCUAAACUACAAGGCAGUUCUGGGCCAGGAGAGGAGGUCUCUCUGCCUGGAUGUGUGGGAACUCCCUGCCAACUUGAUUGUCGGAUCUGGGGGGGAUCCACCCCCACCCCACAGGGAAAGCACAAUCCAUUUUGUGGGUGGGGUCUCAGGUGCGGCCCUCUGAAGCAUGGCCACCCCUGUGGUCACCAAGACUGCCUGGAAGUUGCAAGAGAUCGUCGCCCAUGCCAGCAAUGUGUCCUCGUUGGUGCUGGGCAAGGCCUCAGGGCGGCUCUUGGCCACUGGUGGGGAUGACUGCCGCGUCAACCUGUGGUCCAUCAACAAGCCUAACUGCAUCAUGAGCCUGACAGGUCACACGUCCCCUGUGGAGAGUGUCCGCCUCAACACCCCUGAAGAGCUCAUCGUAGCCGGUUCCCAGUCAGGCUCCAUCCGCGUCUGGGACCUGGAAGCUGCCAAAAUUCUCCGCACACUCAUGGGGCACAAAGCCAACAUCUGCAGCCUGGAUUUCCACCCCUAUGGCGAAUUUGUGGCCUCAGGUUCCCAGGACACAAAUAUCAAGCUCUGGGACAUCAGGAGGAAAGGCUGUGUCUUCCGAUACAGGGGCCACAGCCAGGCUGUGCGGUGUCUUCGGUUCAGCCCUGAUGGGAAGUGGCUGGCAUCAGCAGCAGAUGACCACACCGUGAAGCUCUGGGAUCUGACGGCCGGCAAGAUGAUGUCUGAGUUCCCUGGCCACACAGGGCCCGUCAACGUGGUGGAGUUUCACCCCAACGAGUAUCUCCUAGCUUCUGGCAGCUCCGACAGGACAAUCCGCUUCUGGGACCUGGAGAAGUUCCAGGUGGUGAGCUGCAUUGAAGGGGAGCCAGGGCCUGUCAGGAGCGUCCUCUUCAACCCCGAUGGCUGCUGCUUGUACAGCGGCGGCCAGGACUCGCUGCGUGUCUAUGGCUGGGAGCCCGAGCGCUGCUUUGAUGUGGUCCUUGUCAACUGGGGCAAGGUGGCUGACCUGGCCAUCUGCAAUGACCAGCUGAUAGGUGUGGCCUUCUCCCAGAGUAACGUAUCCUCUUACGUGGUGGACCUGACGAGAGUCACCAGGACAGGCACUGUGACCCAGGACCCCGUGCAGGCCAGCCAGCCCCUGACACAGCAGACCCCCACCCCCGGGGUCCCCCUCCGCCGCAUUUACGAGCGGCCCAGCACAACCUGCAGCAAGACUCAGAGGGUAAAGCACAAUUCAGAGAGUGAGCGGCGCAGCCCCAGCAGCGAAGACGACAGGGACGAGCGUGAGUCCCGGGCCGAGAUUCAGAAUGCCGAGGACUACAAUGAGAUCUUCCAGCCCAAGAACAGCAUCAGUCGGACACCGCCCCGGAGAAGUGAGCCCUUCCCAGCUCCCCCAGAGGAUGACACAGCCACAGCCAAGGAGGCCUCAAAACCCAGCCCAGCCACGGAUGUGCCGGUGCCGGUGCCAAAUCUCGAGGGCCCAGCCCGGCCUCCAGUCCUGACUUCCACUCCUGCCCCCAAGAGCGAGCCUGUCGUCAUCCCCGCCACACGGAAUGAGCCCAUUGGCCUAAAGGCCUCGGACUUCCUGCCCGCCGUGAAGGUCCCUCAGCAGGCAGAGCUGGUGGAUGAGGACGCCAUGUCACAGAUACGCAAGGGCCACGACACCAUGUGUGUGGUGCUCACCAGCCGCCACAAGAACCUGGACACUGUGCGGGCUGUGUGGACCACAGGAGAUAUCAAGACCUCAGUGGACUCUGCAGUGGCCAUCAAUGACCUGUCCGUGGUGGUGGACCUCCUGAACAUCGUCAACCAGAAAGCCUCCCUGUGGAAGCUGGACCUGUGCACCACAGUGCUGCCCCAGAUUGAGAAACUCCUGCAAAGCAAGUAUGAGAGCUACGUCCAGACUGGGUGCACCUCCCUGAAGCUGAUCCUCCAGAGGUUCCUGCCCCUCAUCACCGACAUUUUGGCAGCCCCGCCUUCUGUGGGCGUGGACAUCAGCCGAGAGGAGAGGCUGCACAAGUGCCGACUGUGCUUCAAGCAGCUCAAGAACAUCAGCGGCCUCGUCAAGAGCAAGUCAGGGCUGAGCGGCCGCCAUGGCAGUGCCUUCCGCGAGCUGCACCUACUCAUGGCCAGUUUGGACUGAGGACCUCAAGGCUGGAGCACCGGUGGCCCUCGCUGGCCUGGUCUCACACUCUAGUCACUGUAUGCCCAGGGCCCAUGAGCCUCAGCUGACGGCCAUCCUGGAGGCGGCGUGCCAGCCCACAGACCACCUCACAGCUGUGGACUCCAAACUUCCUCUCCAGCGGCAGCUGCACAGUCUUGCUUCUCAGGGCAACUCCAGCCUGGGAGCUGCUGCUGCUGUAACUUAUCAGGCAGAUUUAUUAAAUGUAUAACUGUUCCUGAC
Peromyscus leucopus (white-footed mouse) is the source of this 2610-nucleotide messenger RNA. It is a transcript of the gene Katnb1, whose product is annotated as katanin regulatory subunit B1. Gene Ontology annotation, cellular component: katanin complex. The transcript has 20 exons. Gene Ontology annotation, biological process: microtubule severing; microtubule depolymerization. NCBI's taxonomy places the organism in Eukaryota, Metazoa, Chordata, Mammalia, Rodentia, Cricetidae. The record is from RefSeq and is a predicted model, not a curated record. The coding region runs from base 382 to 2349 and encodes 655 amino acids. Gene Ontology annotation, molecular function: microtubule binding.